Messenger RNA from Struthio camelus australis, 2371 nucleotides. The record is from RefSeq and is a predicted model, not a curated record. Lineage: Eukaryota; Metazoa; Chordata; Aves; Struthioniformes; Struthionidae.
UGUCUCAGUUUAAAAUGGUGAAUUACUCUUAUGAUGAAGACCUUGAGGAACUGUGUCCGGUCUGUGGAGAUAAAGUGUCUGGGUACCAUUAUGGACUUCUCACCUGUGAAAGCUGCAAGGGAUUCUUUAAGCGAACAGUCCAGAAUAACAAAAGGUACACAUGUAUAGAAAAUCAGAAUUGCCAGAUUGACAAAACACAGAGAAAACGAUGCCCUUACUGUCGAUUUCAAAAAUGUCUAAGUGUUGGAAUGAAAUUAGAAGCUGUGCGAGCUGACCGAAUGCGCGGAGGCAGAAACAAGUUUGGACCAAUGUACAAGAGAGACAGGGCACUGAAGCAGCAGAAGAAAGCCCUUAUCCGAGCAAAUGGACUUAAACUGGAAGCCAUGACUCAGGUGAUCCAAGCAAUGCCCACUGACCUGACAAUAUCCUCUGCAAUCCAGAACAUCCAUUCUGCCUCCAAAGGCCUACCUCUGAACCAUACUGCCUUGCCUCCUACAGACUAUGACAGAAGUCCCUUUGUAACCUCUCCAAUUAGCAUGACAAUGCCACCCCAUGGCAGCUUGCAAGGUUACCAAACCUAUGGCCAUUUUCCAAGUCGUGCGAUCAAGUCCGAGUACCCCGACCCUUAUACUAGCUCACCAGAGUCAAUAAUGGGCUAUUCAUACAUGGAUAGUUAUCAAACAAGCUCACCAGCAAGUAUUCCACAUCUGAUAUUGGAACUCCUGAAAUGUGAGCCAGAUGAGCCACAAGUCCAAGCUAAGAUCAUGGCCUACCUGCAGCAAGAGCAAGCCAACAGAAGCAAGCAUGACAAGCUCAACACAUUUGGGCUUAUGUGUAAAAUGGCUGACCAAACCCUCUUCUCCAUUGUUGAGUGGGCUAGGAGUAGCAUCUUUUUUAGAGAACUUAAGGUUGAUGACCAAAUGAAGUUGCUUCAGAACUGCUGGAGUGAACUCUUAAUUCUAGAUCACAUUUACCGGCAAGUGGUACACGGAAAAGAAGGCUCUAUCCUUCUGGUUACCGGGCAACAAGUGGAUUACUCAGUAAUAGCAUCUCAAGCUGGAGCCACCCUCAACAAUCUUAUGAGCCAUGCCCAAGAACUAGUAGCAAAGCUUCGUUCCCUGCAGUUUGAUCUACGAGAAUUUGUAUGUCUCAAAUUCUUGGUGCUGUUUAGUUUAGAUGUCAAAAAUCUUGAGAACUUCCAGCUUGUGGAAGGUGUUCAGGAACAAGUGAAUGCUGCUCUGCUGGACUACACAAUGUGUAAUUACCCACAGCAAACAGACAAAUUUGGGCAGCUUCUCCUGCGACUACCAGAAAUCCGGGCCAUCAGCAUGCAGGCUGAAGAAUACCUCUACUACAAACACCUGAACGGGGAUGUUCCGUGUAAUAACCUUCUCAUUGAGAUGCUGCAUGCAAAGAGAGCAUAAAUUAUACCCAUUAGAGCUUCUGCUUUCAAGGAAAAAAAUAUACUCUGAACUGCUCCGAGCAACACUAAUUAAAAUGUGGUUUUAAGACUUUGCAAAAUGGUAUAAUAAUCAAAUACUAAUAGUAAAUAAGUGAUGUAUCAGGGUAUUUGUAUUGCAAACUGUGAAUCAUAUGCUACACAUCCCCAAAGGAAUCUAUAUAGGACUUUAUACCGGCGUGAAGUGAACUUAACGAGUGGAUACUAUCACCAAUGUCGACAUGAAAAAGGACAGAAUGAUUCUUGUAUAUUUAACUCUGCUGAUUGCCAAUAUGAAGAAAUUUAGGAAAAAAACUGGUCUGUAUUAUUGAGCUAAGAUAGUGGGGAAUUUGAGUGCACUAAAUUCCUUCGUUGUAUAGCAGGACUUGUAAAACAGUUCUACUAGAUGCAAAACUGCGUCUCUAGCAUCCUCUGCCAUCCUUCCAAGGACCCAACACUUACUUCUUCUGUGAUAAACGAUGUGGCAUCCGUUCAACAGUCCGCAAGAGAGAGCCGGAGUAGGCCACAUGCUAUAUAGUAUCGCCACCAAAUCACACGAGGCUGGUUUUGAAUGUCUGUCUCUCAGGCCUGCAAAAAGGUCAUAUGAAGAGUCUGUUAACAAGUUAGCUUGGCAUUCUUACUAUGUUCUAAAGUUUGUUUUGUCACGUGUUCAUGUUGUUCAGUCAGGCAGUAUCCCUCUUCUACUUACUGUUAUAGGAUGGCUAUUAAGCAUCAAAGAUAAAUAUUGCAAAAGAAAUUAGUCAAUUCAACAAUAUGCUCAGCCAGUGCAGUGGCUAAAAAUCGCCUCUGCUAUAUCUUCAUGGCUGUUUCCAAAUAAACAUGUGUUAGCCAUCAGAGAGGAUAGCGUCCUUCACCAAAAAAAAAAACCAAACUUCUCUAGAGCUCCAAAUACUAAUUAAAAAAAAAAAAAAA